This is a messenger RNA of Salmo salar (Atlantic salmon), 8265 nucleotides long. RefSeq names its product microtubule associated protein 4 like (gene map4l). Gene Ontology annotation, cellular component: neuron projection. Gene Ontology annotation, molecular function: microtubule binding. Gene Ontology annotation, biological process: neuron projection development; microtubule cytoskeleton organization. The record is from RefSeq and is a predicted model, not a curated record. NCBI's taxonomy places the organism in Eukaryota, Metazoa, Chordata, Actinopteri, Salmoniformes, Salmonidae.
GUACAAUCACAUCGGCUGAGUUGUCCUUCAACAGAUGUGGGCAGCAUCUACACAGAAACCGUGUGGGAAUUAUGUGCCGCUCUGACAAUCUCUGCGUCAAAAAUAGAGAAUCAACGAAACACGGCAGCAUUUCUCGACUGUGAUAGGCUGAGCGUGGUGAAGUAGGCGGGCUGAUUUCUGCUGUCAGUGAAGUGCUCUACGAGAAGGUAGAACAGACUUCGACCAGCGACAUUCACGACAACUAUUAUUAACAAACGGAUAAAAAAGAGAGAAAACAUAGGGAUAAUGGACCUGAGCUUGCAUGACGCUCUCACGGACGGGGCGCCUAAGUCAGGACCGGACAGCCUGGUGAGAAGGGACUUCAUGGCCUCCCUUGAGAAAGAAACCUUUGAUGACAAAGUGGGCGAGACUGUAGGAAAGACUGACUACCGCCCUCUGCUGGACGGGAAGGAUGGGAAAGGAUCCAGUAUGAUGCCAAGAGGACAGAUGGGGACGAGGAUGCAGUGGCAGGAACCAAUGGGAGAAAAGCAUCCCUGUCCAACUGGACAACAGUCUGCCGUCAAUUCUGACUACCUUUCAGGUCCAGUGUCUAGUAUGAUACCUGGUGAUCAGUGGGGGAACCAGAACAAAGGAAUGAAGGACAGCAACAUACCAGAUUCUCUCAUGGGUUUCUCCCAGCCUGGGAUGAUGAAUAUGAACAUGGGUUCAGGAGGUAUGGGGGGCAUGGCUCCAUUCCAGACAGGCAUGCCUCCUAUGGGCAACUCUCAGAAAGCCUCUCCUCUGUUUGCCUCUGAGCCCCACAAACAGUCCCAGUCCCAGACCCCCUUUAAGCCCAACGACUCCUACCCCUCUGCCCCGGGCCACAACACCCAGUCCCAGGACAACUCUGCAGUUUGGACAAACCCAAACCCCUGGGCAGGUGGUGAGUCCAGGCUGCAAGCCUCAGAGGGUCUCAGCCUUUCCCCCAGCGACUCAGUGGAGGAGAGCCCCAACUCCGACCCCCUCAGCCCCCACCGCCAGGAGACUGGCUCUGGGGACGAGAGGGGGACCGAGGGGGUCGGCAGCAAGCAGCAGAAGAGGAAGAAGAAGAAAAGGAGGCCCAGAGAGGAGGUGUAUGACUUCAUGGACAGGCAAGAGGCUCCGGACUCCUCGAAGGAGGAGGAGGGCGAGACAGAGAGCGGAGCCUCGGACUGCCCUCUGAGUCUGUCCUCCCCAAGCAAGGAGGAGAGCUGGGAGUGUGAGAUCCGAGGGAGGGGAGGGGGUAGGGUCAGGGGCAGGAAGAAUAAGAGCAGGAUGAAGCUGCCAGAGGAAUGGGGGCCAACACCCCAGGAGCCCAUGACACCCCAUGCCACCCCAGCCUCGUUGUCUGCAAUGGUGAUGGCCUCUGGUCCGUUAAGUUCAACCCUAGAGAACAUCUCCUCCCUCAUAGCCGACCCCCAGACCAACCCCUUUAGCAGUUUUAUAGAGGACACCAAACCCUCUCACACCUCCACUGCCCCACCACUCACUGAGAACCCCAAACCAAGUCACAUCCUCAACAAGGACCCUGCCCUAACAGACACUUCCACUAGUAACUUGAACAUGUUUGAGCAACCUUCUCCAGCCAAGGUAAACAUGGAGUGGGAGGCUGAGGCUCCUGUUAAAAACACUGCCUCUGCUCCCCUCCAUUAUGAACCCAUGUGUAUUGAUGACUUUAAAAUGCCCCCUCCCUUAGCCACUAAAGAUGUCCUACCCCCCAAGAAGGAGGAGGCAGCUCUGUCCUUCACUGACAAAGCCUCCUCUGAUCAUUGUCGUCCUGAGGCCAACGCAUCUAUUACUGACCAGAGGCAACUGGGUCCUCAGAGCUCCCCAGGCUUCAGCCCCCAGGUCUCACAGACCUCUUUCCUAGACUCUGUCCUGCAGGCCCCCUCAGCCAGCACCCCUGCUUCACAGCCACAGGCCCAGUCUCAGACCACCACACCCCAGGGCCUUCCUCCAAACACCACCACCUCCUCCUCUUUCCAGUCCACUCCUCCUCCACUGUUUAGCCACUCCUCCCAGCUUGAUCAUGAUACUCCCAGUCCCCGCCCUGCAGUGGGCUCAGGCCUCAACCCUGCAGCCCCGCCCUUUAUCCCCACUACACUGCCACUCACAGAGCACCAGGAGCCACCGCUGCCAGAGCCCCCCCUGCUAGAAGUGAAAGCAGAAAAUAAGGACAAACAAGAGAAGGCUGAUUUCGUCCCCAAGAUGGAUAACUUGAACAUGUUUGAUAAGACCGAGAAGUCGGACAAGAUGGAGAAGAUGGAGAAUAAAGAGAAAGAAGAUCAAUCUAAGAAAGUCAAUGCUGACAAGACAAACAAAUCUGAGAUCCUCAAAGAUGAAGAGAAGAUUGAUAAGACAGAGAAAAAUGUUAAAAAUGAAAAAGUGGACAAGCCAGAGAAGACCAACAAAGAUGAGAAGAUGGAGAAGAAAGAAAAUGGAGAGAAAACGGACAAGAUGGUUAAAGUUCAGAAGAAUGAAAAGGCUGGGAAAGGUACUGCAAAGUCCCCAACAACCAUCGGAAGCAAGCAGGACCUCACCAGCCCAGACAGUAAGGCCAAGCCUGCUGUUGGGUCAACCAAACCAAACUCUGUCAAAACACGGCCCACCUCUCUGUCCACUGGGGAUGCAGCUGCCCCCCUAAAACGUUCCGCCCCCACCUCCAGUUCUGCCAAUAAAAAAAGUCCUGUUACCAAGGCAACCACUCCCACAGCUGGCACCAAGCGGCCAACUGCCGCUAACAGUCAAACCCCUACAGCCACCAAGUUCAAGACUCCGGAAAACGGCACUUCUGACAGACGUCCUCCUGUGCCAAAGGCCAACGGCACGGCCAAUAACAACAGUUCCUCUACUACCGCCACUACUAAACCUGCUGGUCCACGCCCCUCUGCUAAUGCCCCCUCUCUGCGCCGCAACACAGUUCCCAAGACUGAUAUCAAGCCAGGUGACAUGAAGAAGCCUACUACGCUGAAGACAACACCAGCCAAGCCCAGGGUACCUCACACUUCUGCUACUGCUCCAAGCACUCCUGCAACCAACGGGGAGCAACCUCGCCGACGCAUCACCAAACCCCCGGUGCCCAAGCAGACGGCUAUGGAGAGGAAGCCACCUGUACCCAGAGCUCCUAGGACUCCCAGGCCCAUCAACGCACCCCUGCCGGACCUGAAGAAUGUGCGCUCCAAGAUCGGCUCCACAGACAACAUGAAGUACCAGUCUACCGGUGGCAAGGUCUCCACGGCGGGGGGUUCCCAAUCCAAAGACGGCCAGGGCAAGGUUAUGAUAGUCCACAAAAAACUGGACUUCAGCCAUAUCACCUCCCGCUGUGGCUCCAAGGAUAAUAUCAAGCAUGUCCCUGGUGGAGGGAAUGUCCAGAUUCAGCAUAAGAAGGUGGACUUGAGCAAAGUGACCUCCAAGUGUGGCUCUAAGGACAACAUCAAGCACAAGCCAGGUGUGUCCACUACAGGGGGUGGAGAUGUGAAGAUUGAGGCUAAGGCCAAUGGUAAUGGCAAGCCCAAGGUGGGGUCAAUGGACAAUAUUGGCCUUGAGGCAGAGGAUGGACAAAACAAGGCUGGGGGGAAAACAUCUCCCCCUGGUGGAGCUCCAGCCACAGGGGCAAGAAGUAUGGCUAAGGAGAACGGACAUAAGGAGGCCACACCUCACCCUAAUCCCUUUGGGGGUGAUGGGCUGCGAGACCCGAUAGGCAUGGACAAACGCAUCCCUGAGACAACAGAUUGAGUCUUACAAGCUGAGCUUUCGCAAGUGUGCACGGGCUCGCACGAACCACGGCGCCGACAUCAUCUCCCGGCCCACCCCGAUUGGCAGCCACCCCUCACCCUCAUCGCAGCACCUCUCACAGUGUUUCUCUGGGGUCCGCCAGCUUUCUCCUCCACACCCUCCAGCUCCAACCCAGACCCUCGUCACCCAGACAUGAGGCAGGGGGACAACUACUGAAUGCUAGCAGGACAGGGACUUCUUUAGCACAUUCCAACUUCCUCCAGCACCUUCAUUUGACCUUUUACCUCUCCUUUUACCAUACUGUAUCUCAUCACUACUCUCUGUCCUUGUGGAAUAUCUGUCCUAGUCUUCUGGUCUCAGAGGAGCCAGUAUUAAAGUAUAGAGACCAGAGUUCAGAUAGAUAGACAAGCUCUUACUGUACAGUGGGUUUUGGUCUCUUCUGAAUUGCCCUGGCUUAACUUGCUGUGAUAUAAGGGGAGUAGUAUGACCUCAGAGUGAAUGUUCUAGAAUCUAGACCCUCAGUGUUCUGUUAAAGUUAUGUCAGCGCAGAGUGAAACUUAUUAUACUGCCGGCUUCUUUUGUUCCAGCCUAUAAUUUCUGUUCUUAUACGUAGUGCCACCUCGAUGCAAAUCACAAACACCUUCACUGUUACACUGUAUAUUAGUAUGUCUUUUACGUCAGACCAUCACAAUCUAUGUGACAGGCCUUACCCUAGACGUAACACCUUCCUUACUGUACCUAUCUCUCUGGAUGAGCAUAACUCCCCUUGUACUGUUGGGACCCCAGAUUUCACUUGAGUUGUAUACAGUACAUUAUACAAUGGCGAUUAGUGAAGCACCCCUUAUUGUGAGCAUGUGGGAUUGUCAUGUCAUCCCAAUGAACAGGGGCUAAUAUGCCACUCCCUCUCUUAACCAAUCCAGUAUGUCUAGAUAACCCUUUGUAAACUUGUGAUUCCCCCACAGCACUCUCAACAACAAGAAACUAGUAGGCUGUUUCAAACAGUAGGAUAUUUAACAUCUCUUUAAAAAAAUCUGUAUUGUGUUUUCGUAAAUUAUUGUAACAAUGAGCUGAUGUGUUGUUAUGUCGUUUCAUCAUAAUAUACCCUUUUUCCUUUUACUGUUACAUCUCUCUGAAAGCAAUACAGUGAGUGGUCUUUGCUGAGGAUACAACUUUCUCAUACACACACAUCACCGCACAUGUGUACUACAGUAAGGUACAGUCAGAGAGAGAGAGAGAGAGACAAACCCCCGCAGGGUCUGUGCAAAGAGACUGGAUGCCUGGGACAGGACAAAAUAGUAAGCAAGAGGCAGCAAACAGAGUGAGGAAAGGCUUAUGAUUGCACCAGGAGAGUGAAGAUACUCCAAUGCUGUUUGUGUUGUCCCCCAGUGAUCAAGUCUCUGUAGUGUUGGUCAAAUCGUUGGGACAGGGAAGACGAAUAGAAAGCCAUUUUGAAGGAAAGCAAGAUUUAGAUAGAUACAUUUAACAAUAUAUUCACAAUUUUAAGUCAAUAUCAGGAGAAGUUUGUGACGAACAAAGACAGUCAUAAAUUGAUCUCCAAUGUGACAAUUGUAUAUUUUCAGUCUUCUCAACUACUCCACUGUUAAAUAUGAAUUCAUUUGAAUGGCUGCUUAUGCUAUUGGUUCCACUGUGAAAAGUGACAUUAUUGUGUAACAAUAGCGCACAAUUGCUUAUUGGAGCAUUUUUUUUUUUUUUUAAACAAAUAAGCUAAUUACUCAGAUUAACUUGCUGUCGGUUCUGUAAAGAGGUUGGUGGAAUUGUAUAACAUUACAUGACUAUGAAUUAGGAUUCAGUGUGUGUGUGUAGUAUGUUGUGAUCAACAUUUAGGCAUGUCUGUGGAGUUUGUCAGAUUAGUGGUGUGUUGCUGGAUCAAGGUCGAGGGCACCCCAUUGCCUUUAAAAUACUGGUAGUUUGGCUCUUAGAGUACAAAAAUGGCACCUCCAACUAGAGGGAUAAGGGCCCCAGAUAUUAAUGUGUAAUUGUGCCUUGUAGAUUCUCAAGGCUGAACCACAGAUAGAACCAGAUCUCUCACAGGAUGUAUAAAUCUGAACCAUCCCUUUAUAACUUCUUCUCACCACCAAAUAUUGUGAUGAGAGGAAGUCCAGUGGCAGGAAGUGGGAGAAUAUGGAGCUAGAUGAAACCUGCUAAUUUUGUCAUAGAUGAAACAUUCAAUCUCAAUACAGUUUUCUGUUCCCAAAACUAACAUCUGUUAAGAACAGAGUAGACAAAGUUUUUUUUAGACUUCACCCUUUCUAAAAAAUAAAUGGCAUUGUUUAGAAGGAUUACAAGGGCAAAUUGAGUAAUUGCACAAUCGCAAAUUCACAGAGUAGGAGUUCUCUAACGGAAAUAUGCAAAUACAUGCUCGAACGCGCCAAUAGGAUCUCGCUAAUUCGUGCUUAGCUCUGCCCAGCUCUUUGCUUGUUCUGCUCAAUAUGCUUCAUUUGCUCUCAUUGGAAACAACAUCGGUGGUAUAUCUUGGGUUAGUCAAAAUCUGUGGCUGAACUGUAACAGGUGUAUAGUUCCCAAAAAAUUAUCUUUAUGUCCCACCCUAAAACCCUUUUAUUUUGAGUUAUUGUUAUGUACUGUAAUGAUAUGAUGCUGCUUGAUGUCAGUAAGGUGUAAUCUGAAUCUAUUUGAGUGUGUGUACUGCAGUGGAGGAAAUAAUAGGGAUCGUCAAUGGCAGAGAUAAUCAAAGAGCAAGAUAUCAAAAUAUCGAGAAUGAAAGAAAAAGCACCUUAUGAUAUUUACAAGUAUUCUUUCCCCCCAAGAUUCCCAUGGUUAGUUAAAAAACUGGAAUGAAUUGAAUUCUUCCUGAAGCAUAAGUCUUACACUGAUGAAAGCACUUUGAAUGCACAGUGGUAUGUACAUUUUAUGUUUGAGCUCUACAGUAUGUUAGAACUGUUGGCAUGAUUGGAUGAACAGAUUUGUCUUUUAGUCUCCUUGCUGGUAACCUUGCUCACUGGUCACGUUAGUGGACUUUGGUGUCGCGCUUUGGGACGAUGAUCACUCACUCUGUCUGUUCUCCUUGUGCCUGUUAGACGUCACGUUUAUUAACACUCACCUUUCCAACGCUUAACCACUGCUUGCAACGCCAUCCUUUCACCAGUCUUCACACAGUCGUUUGUAAAUAGACAACCACAUGUUUUUAUCACCACAAGAAAACAAAUAGGUAUUGAUAUUAGGGUCUUUAUGGAUGUUGACAAAUGUAUUUCACAUCCAUGAACCCAUUUUCAGAGAGUGUUUUCUUUCUGGAGUCUGCCUUUUUCAGAAAGGGCUGAAGUACAAGAAUGUUUUUAAAAUGUAAUGUAUUAAAGAUGCAAGACAUGAAUAUCAUAUGUAUGAACUUUUUGUUUUGUUUUAAAAAUCACAAUAGGACACAUACUAAGGCCUAGAUUCAAUCAGAUCAAGCGUUAACCAGCGAAAGCAGACACCUGCAUAGCGAAUGUUUUGGUGGUGUCGGAGAAGGAAACUGGGUUGGAGCUGUCAAAUUAUUGACCAGCUGCUCUUGCAAUCAUAAUCAGGAAGCCACACCCACACCCCCCACUCGCAUUAGAAGUUCAGAGUGAGAACAUGUAUAAUAUAUAUAAAAAUAAUUACGCUCAAAUAAAAAAAUCAUUCAACAAAAUGAGGAUUUCCAUCAUCCUAAUCGAGGUGUAGAUUACAUCACAUUCCAGUGUUUGAAGUUGUAAACAAUGCUGCAUGGGAUUUCUAUUAAUAAUUUGACCGUGCAGCCAAUGGCAAUGUCCGCCUUAGGUAUAAGAGAGCCACUUGUGGAUUUGACAGCUCUAACACAGUUCCACCUCCGACACUAUGCGGAUGUCGGCUAAAGCGCCUCUGAUUGAAUAGAGCCCUAAAUCAACAUUUGACUCGACAGUAGGAAUGGUGGUUAGCAUCUCAAUGGUUGGUCAAGGUGUGCUAUUACCAACUCCAACUCUGUAGAGGAAUAAAUUAACACUUUUAUCUGCCUCUUACACUUAGGCCUGUACUCACUAUAUGUUAGAAAUCUACAUGGAACAAAGAAUAAUCCGGUUUCAUGCUUAUUCUUCCAAAUGUUUUGUGUCACUGGUGAGCUGACCGAGUGCCCAACUGUAAUCAGGAACCAGGCAUUGUGAGGAUAGGUUGAAGGUCAUGCUCCCAAAUGCAGCACCUGACACACACAGCCCUUGAAUGUCAUCCAGACAUCCCUCCCACAUCCCCCAUGUGAGACUAACAGUAACUGUCUUUUGGCAUGUGUUAUGUAGUGUGCUUCUGUAAAGCAUCAAGGAGCCCAUAGCUGUGCUUCAUCUUACAGCACACCUGUAGUGUGUAUUAUUCUCCAUAGUGCACACCAUAAGAGCAUGCAGAAGACAAUGGAUUGUAGACAUCUGUCAUAGAUAGGAGUUCAUUGUUUCCCCUUCGAUUUGAGAUGUAAUUUGGUAUGAAAGAGAUGUUCAUUGUGAUUAAUUGUUAUCUAGUGAUGUGAAUAUUAAUCAUGAAAUAAAAGACAAGCAAACA